Molecule: messenger RNA, 714 nt
Organism: Ornithodoros turicata
Lineage: Eukaryota; Metazoa; Arthropoda; Arachnida; Ixodida; Argasidae
Gene: RpL23A
Product: large ribosomal subunit protein uL23-like
Exons: 1
Coding region: 68-670 (200 amino acids)
Biological process (GO): translation; ribosomal large subunit assembly
Cellular component (GO): ribosome; cytosolic large ribosomal subunit
Molecular function (GO): structural constituent of ribosome; rRNA binding
Source: RefSeq, a predicted model, not a curated record
AGGCUUAGCCUUUUUCGUACUUUACACGUGUGGAGCAAGAUCGCUACCUCCACGUGUCUAACAAAUUAUGCCUGCAAAGGGAAAGAAACCCCCACCAUCGACCGGAAAGGCUGAGAAAGCCGAGAAGAAAGAUAAGCCCGCGGCUUCAGCUCUAUUUGAGAAGAAGGAGCAAUCCCCCGGUGCAUCCAAAGCAGCAGACAAGAAGCAGUCAGUAAAGAAGGGUAAGGAUGCUCCGGCUCAAGCUAAAGCUCGAGCAAAGGCACUCGCCACACGCAAGAAGGUUGUUAAGGGAACCCACGGCACCCGUGUGAAGAAGAUUCAUACUUCGGUUCAGUUCCGUCGUCCCAAGACCCUGUCUCUGCCUCGUACCCCGAAGUACCCAAGAAAGAGUGUGCCUAGGAGAACACGCUUGGACCAGUUCUCCAUCAUAAAGCAUCCGCUUACGACCGAGUCGGCGAUGAAGAAGAUUGAAGACAACAACACUUUAGUCUUCGUCGUGCACCUUAGGUCAAACAAGAACCAGAUCAAGACUGCAGUGAAGAAGCUGUACGACAUCGACGUUGCAAAGGUGAACACGCUGGUGAGGCCCGACGGGCAGAAGAAAGCUUAUGUCCGGCUUGCAUCAGACUAUGACGCUUUGGAUGUGGCCAACAAGAUCGGCAUCAUCUAAACUUGUCAUCUGUCAUGGGUAAUAAAUGCUCUUUCACAAAUGUU